Molecule: messenger RNA, 90 nt
Organism: Sclerotinia sclerotiorum 1980 UF-70
Lineage: Eukaryota; Fungi; Ascomycota; Leotiomycetes; Helotiales; Sclerotiniaceae
Exons: 1
Coding region: 1-90 (29 amino acids)
Source: RefSeq, a predicted model, not a curated record
AUGUCCUCCUCUAAGACUAAACGCAAUGUCCGAGUUAGGAAGGACAAUCCAUUCCAUCCAUCAUCCACUCAAAACCCCAAAUCUUACUAA